AUGAACCGCGUUGGCCGUGUCGCUUCUCAUGUCAACGCGAGCCUGUCGAGCCCGGACUCACAGCUGGCUGCGACACCAACCGCGGGCUUCUGCACUGCAGAGAAAGCGGAUGACGACGUGGUGAUCUGCUGUGCCGUCCGGACACCGCUGACCAAGGCAAAGCGGGGUUCCUUCGCCCACACCUCCCCGGAGGAGCUUUUGUCAUUCGUUUUCAGGGCGGUUGUCGAAAAGACGAAGGUGAACCCGAAAGACAUUGGUGACAUCCAGAUCGGUAACGUGCUUCAGCCGGGAGCCAGUGGACUGACCUCCCGAAUGGGCCAGUUCAUGGCCGAGCUGCCCUACGACAUCCCUCUGAGCACUGUCAAUCGCCAGUGCAGCAGCAGCCUCCAAGCCACCGCCUACAUCGCAGCAGCCAUCAAGAGCGGCAUCAUCGACGUCGGCCUUGCUGGUG
This is a messenger RNA of Symbiodinium sp. CCMP2456, 451 nucleotides long. The record is from the annotation of a GenBank genome assembly. NCBI's taxonomy places the organism in Eukaryota, Dinophyceae, Suessiales, Symbiodiniaceae.